AUGGGCUGGUCAUAUAAUGAGAAGGACAGACGACAGAUGGACACUAAGAACUUAGGAAUGGUACAUCGAUGGGCUGGUCAUAUAAUGAGAAGGACAGACGACAGAUGGACACUAAGAACUCUGGAAUGGAUCGCUCGCGAAGUAAAACGUCCUCGAGGAAGGCCAACGACCAGAUGGGCUGACGUGUUUGUGGCCGGGUGGACCAGCUGA
This is a messenger RNA of Strongylus vulgaris, 210 nucleotides long. NCBI's taxonomy places the organism in Eukaryota, Metazoa, Nematoda, Chromadorea, Rhabditida, Strongylidae. The record is from the annotation of a GenBank genome assembly.